This is a messenger RNA of Colletotrichum truncatum, 585 nucleotides long. RefSeq lists its product as uncharacterized. The record is from RefSeq and is a predicted model, not a curated record. NCBI's taxonomy places the organism in Eukaryota, Fungi, Ascomycota, Sordariomycetes, Glomerellales, Glomerellaceae.
AUGAGCACCAUGGGGUCCUGGUCUCCCGAUGACGACCAUCGCCCUGAAGAGCUGCAACGGCAGGCGUCGAAGUUUGGUUACACUCCGGCCGAGAUCAUCGACGCCUGUAACACCGCAAUGGUUCCAAUUCUCAGUAUCCAGGAAUUCGAGAAGGUCGUUCAAGAAGUUGGUGAUCAGGCCGGGUCCCCUCAGGAGUUUCUGCAACAAUUGAAACAGGAACGCAACAGCAAAUUAGCGAGUAUGCAACGAAAUUUCAGCAGCAUAUCUGACGAGUUGGCUGCGCAUUCGUCCUGUCUAUCUACAUGGUGUGCCUCCAUUCGGUUCUCUCGCAACCCUUCUAUUAAUACCUUAAUCGAGCUACUCUCCGCCCAGACGAACAGCACGCCCAGCAGAAACGAUGUGCCAAUCGAUAUACCUGAGCCCCGAAUCCCACAGAAGCGACCGACGAAGCGAGCGAGGAACCGAGGCGGUGGCAAUGAACGAACCACGAAGACUAGAGCGCAGGCGACCGACUCGAGGACAACCAAACGCUCAACAAGCAGAUACAAUCUCCGCCCGAGACGGAAGAAGAAUUCGCUUCGUUGA